AUGCCGUUUGCAUAUAUUCUUUAUGUGGUGGUGUAUGUUAUUUCUCCUUACAGACGCCUGCACCUCAAUAAGAAAACCACAGACAAACAGCCAUAUAGCAAGCUUCCUGGUGUUUCACUUCUAAAGCCAUUAAAAGGUGUGGACCCUAACUUGAUCAACAACUUGGAAACCUUCUUUGAACUGGAUUAUCCAAAAUAUGAAGUACUACUCUGUGUACAAGAUCAUGAUGAUCCAGCUAUUGAUGUGUGCAAAAAGCUCCUUGGCAAAUACCCAAAUGUUGAUGCUAGACUGUUCAUAGGUGGCAAGAAGGUUGGCAUUAACCCCAAGAUUAACAACUUAAUGCCUGGCUAUGAAGUUGCCAAAUAUGAUCUCAUAUGGAUUUGUGAUAGUGGAAUCAGAGUAACUCCAGACACACUGACAGAUAUGGCCAAUCAAAUGACUGAAAAAGUAGGCUUGGUCCACGGGCUUCCCUAUGUUGCAGACAGACAGGGUUUUGCUGCUACCCUUGAACAGGUUUAUUUUGGAACUUCACAUCCAAGGUCAUAUAUUUCAGCCAACCUAACUGGCUUUAAGUGUGUAACAGGAAUGUCAUGCUUGAUGAGGAAGGAUGUCUUGGACCAAGCUGGAGGACUGAUAGCUUUUGCACAAUAUAUUGCUGAAGAUUACUUUAUGGCCAAAGCUAUAGCUGACCGGGGCUGGAAAUUUGCAAUGGCCACACAAGUUGCAAUGCAAAACUCUGGUUCCUAUUCUAUUUCUCAGUUUCAGUCGAGAAUGAUCAGGUGGGCCAAACUGCGAAUUAAUAUGUUGCCUGCCACAAUAAUUUGUGAGCCAAUCUCAGAGUGCUUUGUUGCCAGUCUAGUUAUUGGAUGGGCAGCUCAUCAUGUGUUUAGAUGGGAUAUAAUGGUAUUUUUCAUGUGUCACUGCUUGGCAUGGUUUAUAUUUGACUACAUUCAACUGAAGGGCGUUCAGGGUGGAGCUCUGUGUUUUUCAAAGCUUGAUUAUGCAGUAGCUUGGUUCAUCAGAGAAUCCAUGACAAUUUAUAUUUUCUUAUCUGCUUUGUGGGACCCCACUAUUAGCUGGAGGACAGGACGCUACAGAUUACGUUGUGGAGGCACUGCAGAAGAAAUUCUUGAUGUAUAGCCACAGCUUUAACUGUGAAUGUCAAAAAGAGAAUGGGGGAAGAAAAGUAUUAUAAAUUGUUUAUA
Messenger RNA from Phaethon lepturus (White-tailed tropicbird), 1205 nucleotides. It is a transcript of the gene UGCG, whose product is annotated as UDP-glucose ceramide glucosyltransferase. Gene Ontology annotation, cellular component: membrane. NCBI's taxonomy places the organism in Eukaryota, Metazoa, Chordata, Aves, Phaethontiformes, Phaethontidae. Gene Ontology annotation, molecular function: ceramide glucosyltransferase activity. Gene Ontology annotation, biological process: glucosylceramide biosynthetic process. The transcript is spliced from 9 exons. Bases 1 to 1140 code for a protein of 379 amino acids. The record is from RefSeq and is a predicted model, not a curated record.